ACUAGGCUAGAGCUAGAGCUCUGAAACGGCACCAGAGAAUUCAUACUGGAGAAAGACCUUACAAGUGCUCAUAUUGUGACAAGAGUUUCACUGUGUCUAGAACCCUAAAAUCAUAUGAGCGACUUCAUACAAAAGAGAAGCCUUACCCCUGCCCUCCAUGUGGGAAGAAGAGUUUAAAUGUUUAUCAAACCUGCAAAGUUUGUGGAAUGUGAAAAAAAGAGCAAAAGUAGCUCUAUCUGCUGAUUACUCGUCACUGCAGUGAGCAUAAAAAGCAUUAUUUCAUAAUCACUAUACACACAGGUUGUUUGUUGAAACCUGGAAGCCACAGAGACAUCUUUUUUUUUUCAUUUAACAACAUACAAUAUUUAUAAUUGAAUGAUUGUCUCUAUUCAUUAAAAUGCUACUCAGUUGGCGUACUGUUUUUCACAUACUAGUUAGAAGUAUUACAUUUUGGAUGCAGGGUUUGUUUCUAGUAUGCCCAGAAAGAACUUGAUAAGCUGGUUCAGGUGUGUUUAAGUGUUUAAUUGGGGUUGGAGCUGAACUCUGCAAGACUGUGGCUCUCCAGGAGUAGGAUUGGACCCCCGUGAUCUCUAGAUUAAUAGUUUGGUGAAAAGCUUAUGAUUGAUGGAAUUCUUUGUGUGAAGACCAGAAACUCCUUGAUAGAAUAUCAAUGAGUCUUCUAUUAUCUUCAGUAAAUAAAAAGCAAGCUAACAACUUAAAUUUUUGCAUAAACUAACUGAUGUAUAAAUUAAUUUCUUACCCAUGCUUCCCCCUUUCCUUUUGAUACCGCUUCCCCCUCCCCCCAUUAGCAAAUUAUAUUUUUUCUCUGUAUUUUGUUGACAAUGGGUGCAUUAUUUAUAAAUUUUGUGUUUGUAAACUAUGUAAAAUAUGUAAACUAUUUUUUGCAGCAUUAAAAAAAACAAUCAAACCUCUAAAUACGUUUUGACUAUACUAAAUAAUACUAUUUACGACCCAUGCGCAGAAGUAAAUAGAGACAUUUCUAGUCACAAUUAUGUUUUCAGAUGGGCUAUGUGAACUAUACCCGCUCCUAGUCGAAUCUGCUGUUGUGUGACAUGAAACUUGAUUUACUCAUCUCAAGCCCUACUCUACAGUCCCGCCCAAUGCUAGUGCUAACUGCUAAGAACUGUAGUCUGCUGCUUUUUGUUGUCAUGUAGAGAAAAGCUACUUCAGGAAUUAUUAAAUAACACUGGAUGCAUUGAUGUGUGGUAAAAGCUCUCCAGCAUGUCAGAUCUGGUCCUGUGGGUGUCAGUAUCACACAGUGAUCACAGUUUACACCUGCAGUGAAGCUCCUCCCACAACAAUUCACCAAUAAAUACUGGGAAUAUUCACAUCAUCCUACAAGAGAAGGACAAACUCCAGGUGUAGCAGCUGAAAUCUGUGUGACUGUUAAAGAUGGAGUUUAUUAAAGAGGUGAUUGAAGACUUGAGUGAUCCAGAACCAUCCAGAAUAAAACAUGAAGAUACUGAGGAACAAAUAGACUGGAUGGAGAUGAAACUGCAAAAACAUGAACUGAAUGAAACAGUGGAGGAAAAGCAGAGCAUCAAAACUCAAAGAACAAACGCUAAAAAGCCACACACCUGCUCUCACUGUGGAAAGAGUUUCAGACAAAAAGGAAACCUAAAUAAACACAUGAGAAUUCACACUGGAGAGAAACCGUAUACAUGCACUCAGUGUGGAAAGAGUUUUUCACAAUCAUCUGGUCUCAGUGAUCAUCUACGUGUUCACUCUGGAGAAAAACAUUUUAAAUGUGAUCAGUGUGAUAAAGUUUUUAUUUCUUCAUCAAAUCUAAAACAUCACCUGAAAGUUCAUUCAGGUGAGAAGCCUUAUGUGUGUUCUGUCUGUGGAAAGAGUAUUUUAUGGCUUCGUCAUUUUAAAGUGCAUCAGAAAUCACACAAUGAAGUGAGAGAUCAUGUCUGUUUGGACUGUGGGAAGAGCUUUACUAGAGUUGACAAUCUGAAACAGCACCAAAGAAUUCAUACUGGAGAAAAACCUUACAAGUGCUCAUAUUGUGACAAAAGUUUCUGUCGUUCUGAAAAACUGAAAUUACAUGAGCGAGUUCAUACUGGAGAAAAGCCGUACCACUGUACUCAGUGUGGAAAAAGUUUUUCACAAUCAUCUGGUCUCAGUAAUCAUCUACGUGUUCACUCUGGAGAAAGACCUUUUAAAUGUGAUCAGUGUGAUAAAGAUUUUAUUUCUUCAUCACAUCUAAAACGACACCUGAAAGUUCAUUCAGAUGAGUUUAUUAAAGAGGAGAUUGAAGACAUGAGUAUUUCAGAACCAUCCAGAAUAAAACAUGAAGAAACUGAGGAACAAAUAGACUGGAUGGAGAUGAAACUGCAAAAACAUGAACUGAAUGAAGCAGAGGAGGAAAAGCAGAGCAUCAAAACCCAAAGAACAAAAUAUAAGCUACACACCUGCUCUCAGUGUGGAAAGAGUUUCAGACAAAAAGGAAACCUAAAUGCACACAUGAGAAUUCACACUGGAGAAAAACCGUUUACAUGCACUCAGUGUGGAAAAUGUUUUUCACAAUCAUCUGGUCUCAGUAAUCAUCUACGUGUUCACUCUGGAGAAAAACCUUUUAAAUGUGAUCAGUGUGAUAAAGAUUUUAUUUCUUCGUCACAUCUAAAACAACACCUGAAAGUUCAUUCAGAUGAAAAGCCUUAUGUGUGUUCUGUCUGUGGAAAGAGUAUUUUAUGGCUGCGUCAUUUUAAAGAGCACCAGAAAACACACAAUGAAGUGAGAGAUCAUGUCUGUUUGGACUGUGGCAAGAGCUUUACUAGAGUUGACAAUCUGAAACAGCACCAAAGAACUCAUACUGGAGAAAAACCUUACAAGUGCUCAUAUUGUGACAAAAGUUUCUGUCGUUCUGAAAAACUGAAAUUACACGAGCGAGUUCAUACUGGAGAAAAGCCGUACCACUGUACUCUGUGUGAGAAGAGUUUCAAAUGUAGACACGAUCUCAAAUAUCAUCUGCACGUUCAUUCUGGAGAAAAACCAUUUAACUGUGAUCAUUGUGGUAAAAAUUUUAUUAUAUCAUCACAUCUAAAACGACACCUGAAGGUUCAUUUAGAUGAGAAGCCUCACUUGUGUUCUCUCUGUGGAAAGAGUUUUUCAAGUCUUUAUUAUUUUAACCUGCAUCAGAAAACACAUACUGAAGUGAGAAAUCAUGUGUGUUGUGAAUGUGGGAAGAGCUUUACUAAAGCUGGCUGUCUGAAACAGCACCAAAAAAUUCAUACUGGAGAAAAACCUUACAAGUGCUCAUAUUGUGAAAAAGGAUUCACUCAGUCUGCACACCUGAAAAAACAUGAGCAAGUUCAUACUGGAGAGAAGCUGAAUUAAUGUACUCUGUAUGGGAAGGAUUUUAAACAUUUGUCAAGCCUUUCCACUCAUCUGAAAAAAAUGUUGCAGUUUCAAUGUCGCAUACAUUCAAGUAAACUUAUGAGAUAGAAUAUGGAAAAGCACAAUAUCAGUUUAAUUUUGUGAAUUUGGUGAAAAGCUUGGAAAACUAGAAAGACUUAAAUGAGUUAAAGCUUCACCAGUCAACUGUAAAUAAAUUCGCUGUUGUAGUUUAUUUCUGUGCUAACUAGGUGUCUUUCUUCAAUUCUAUAUAUUCGUGUCAUUUAUUUAGUUUCUAAAUUUACUUUAUUGUAUUGUAUGUUAUUAUGAAAAAUUAAACUGAAGCAACAUUU
Molecule: messenger RNA, 3710 nt
Organism: Megalobrama amblycephala (Wuchang bream)
Lineage: Eukaryota; Metazoa; Chordata; Actinopteri; Cypriniformes; Xenocyprididae
Product: zinc finger protein 239-like
Exons: 4
Coding region: 1414-3360 (648 amino acids)
Cellular component (GO): nucleus
Source: RefSeq, a predicted model, not a curated record